Messenger RNA from Theobroma umbraticum, 1642 nucleotides. RefSeq names its product Arabinanase/levansucrase/invertase. The record is from RefSeq and is a predicted model, not a curated record. NCBI's taxonomy places the organism in Eukaryota, Viridiplantae, Streptophyta, Magnoliopsida, Malvales, Malvaceae.
UGGCUCUAUCAGGGUUCAUUAAACGUGUCGCUGUGUGAUUGGCUACUAGUCAGACAAGGCACACGUAACCUAAUCCGUUCAACAAUUCUCCACCCAUGGAAGCUGUGCCAGCUGCAACAAUGAAAGCUGUUAACUUCCCUGCAACUUCCGCCGUCCCAAGAGCAACUGUUUCUGCCUCCUUGGCCUCAGCAUGGCCACAGAACAAACUCAACAUGCUCACUCUUUAUGCCCCAAAUCCUACUACCGGAUUCAGUCCACUCUCUCUCACUCGCUGUUCCACUAAACCAAACACCGACACAAACAACGAAACUGACCAAUAUUCGACCUUUGAAGCGAAUCCAAAUCCAGACAACGAAAACCCAACAAGACACGUUUCGAAUGAAGCAGUUCCCUCUUCAUCAACACCCUCUUCUUCUCUUUCUAGAGGUUUGGUGCUUGAUUUGGGUACUGUGGAUUCUUGGGACUGCAGAGAAAUUGGCUCACCGGUCGUUAAAAGAUUCCUCAGUGAUGAGGAAGAGAGAUGGUACAUGUGGUACCAUGGAGUUUCUAAUGGGAAACCAGGUUCAGAUUCCAUAGGAUUAGCAGUUUCAAGCAAUGGGGUACACUGGGAGAGAGGUAAAGGUGCAGUUAAAUCAAGUGCAGAUGUUGGUUUGGUGAUGAAUUGCGGUAAUGAUUGGUGGGCUUUUGACACUGAAAGCAUUAUGCCUGGAGAGGUAGUAAUCAUGUCUAGUGCUAAAGUGAGAGCUUCAAGUGCUGUUUACUGGCUUUACUACACCGGCUACAGCAGUGAGCAGCUGGAUAUUUUAAGCAAUUCUACAGGAUUUAAUGUACAAAACCCGGAAAGGUUUUGUGUUGAUGAUAGUCGAAGUAGAGGAAUUGGAAAGAUCUUUAGGUCUUUACCAGGUUUGGCAAUCAGUCAAGAUGGGAGGCAUUGGGCUAGAAUUGAAGGGGAGCAUCAUAGUGGAGCACUGUUUGAUGUUGGGUCUGAAGGAGAUUGGGAUUCAUUGUUUAUAGCAGCACCACAAGUUGUUUUCCAUGGAAAUGGCGAUCUCAGAAUGUACUAUCAUUCAUUUGAUGUGAAAAAUGGGGAAUUUUGCAUUGGCAUUGCAAGGUCAAGAGAUGGGAUGAAAUGGAUAAAGCUGGGCAAGAUAAUGGGAGGAGGAAAACGCUGUUGCUUUGAUGAACUCGGUGCAACGAAUCCCUGUGUAGUCAAGAACAAGAAAGAUGGAAAGUACAUAAUGGCAUAUGAAGGAGUCGAUGCAGAUGGACUUCGAAGCAUUGGAUUGGCAGUGUCACCUGAUGGAUUGAAAGGUUGGACAAGGCUUCGAGAUGAGGCAGUGCUAAAGCCUGGAACUGAUGAUGAAUGGGAUAACAAGGGGAUUGGAUCACCUUGUUUAGUGGAAAUGGAUGGUGAUGUUGAUGAAUGGAGAUUGUACUACAGAGGGAUUGGCAAUGGAGGGAGAAGUGGGAUUGGAAUGGCGGUUUCUGAUGGAAGUGAGAUUACAAGGUUUAGAAGCUGGACAGGAUUUCAAGUUCCAAGUUGAAUUUCUUUGUGAUUGUUGCUGCAUGUCAAUCUAUUUCCUAAUUUGAUUGCUGAUAUUACAACUACGAUUUUACCUUUCAAUGAAUCGGUCCUUCACUA